GAACAUUAAGUGAUACUGAUGUGGGUUUAUUUGUUUAUUUACAAGUUCUGGCUGUGUACAAUUUCUGAGAAUAAAAGUUAUUAUUAUUUAAAACACCAAAAAAAGUUUGUUUUGAAAAAGUGAAAUAAUAGAUAAUAAUUUGAAAGUGUGCAAGAAAACUGCAUUGAAUAAAGGAAAGAAAAAUUUGAAGCUGUAGUGACAUGUCACAAGUUUCGACGACUCCUGCAAACCUGUAAGACCCUUCCUGAAGUUACCUGAGGGCCAUAAUAAAAACAUUGUCUACCUUUCAACUUUCAGUGACGUCUGUAGUUUAUUAAGGUCAUCAUGCGUCUGACGUCUUUAUCUGUUUGCGUCAUUGGGACGACGUCAUUUGGAAGACAAAUAGACGUCAUUGACAGGAUGUUGAACAUUUCUGUGUGCAGUGGAAUCGAAAGACUGGUUGAAAGCCGUGUUUGACGAACUGGACGAUAAUAUGCUUUUCUACCAUUUCGAUGUGUGUGGUUAAUGUCUUGUAGCAGUGUCACUUCUCUUGAAUGGGAUAGCUAAGAACGAUGAAACACGUUGGUCGCUAAAGACAGAGAGAUGGAAGCAAAACAAGGAUUUGAACGACAGAACAUUCUUUUCGAGAAAAGAAACAGAAUGAACGAGAAAAGAAUCGUCGUGAUAGGGUUACUGGCGUGUGCCGUCCUAGCCUGUGAGAUGGUCAUUUACUUCUGGUACAUUAGUUCUUUGUACCGUCUGCAGUUACUUCCUGUAAACACAUCUGUGAGUCAGAUAAUGUCGGCCGUCAGUGACACUGAGGAAACACACCUAAACACAAGUACACGACUAAAUGUCACUAGCCUCUACCCUGGCGAGGUGAUGGUGAGCACCAGCAUUAAAGACAAUCACAAGAUCAUCAGUUCAAGAAGCUCUCAUGGUUCUUUACCAAACAUUACAAGUAAACAAAGUACUAGCAGCCCAGUGCAGAAGUUGGAAAAGAACUUCAGCCUAACACUUCCCAUGAUUCAAUCUUACAUUACACAGCACAUAUGGCCCGUGUAUAACUGGACAGGUACAGAUGUCAAAUCGCUGCCAAGCAAAACCGUCAUGUUUCACAACAUUCCGAGUUGGCUUCAGGCUAACGGCAACGAAUACUUCAAGAACUGUGAAGUAAGCGCUUGUUCACUGACAUCAGAUACCAAGUGGCGUCAGAGUGCGGACGCCAUAUUCUACCAUGUGUCGCGUCUGAACGAAGAUGGACCACCGGAAGGCCGGCCACCAGGCCAAAUCUGGAUCGCUUUCAGUUUGGAGUCGCCGUUUCAUCAUUCGUCUGAGUACAGGAACCCGGGAUGGAAGAACGUCUUCAACUGGACCAUCACGUACAGACAGGACUCUGACCUGUUCCAUCCGUACGGCAUGUUGACGCCCGGGACGGUCUUCCGACAAAAAACUUCACGCAGGUGGCGCUAGAGAAGACCAAAAGCAUCGCAUGGUUCGUCAGCAACUGUGAUACACCCAGCAAAAGGGAAGUGUAUGUCAAGCGAAUGCAGCAGGUCAUUUCUGUCGAUAUUUUUGGUGAGUGUGGGUCCCAACG
Pomacea canaliculata is the source of this 1576-nucleotide messenger RNA. RefSeq lists its product as uncharacterized. The record is from RefSeq and is a predicted model, not a curated record. Gene Ontology annotation, cellular component: membrane. NCBI's taxonomy places the organism in Eukaryota, Metazoa, Mollusca, Gastropoda, Architaenioglossa, Ampullariidae. Gene Ontology annotation, molecular function: alpha-(1->3)-fucosyltransferase activity. The transcript has 2 exons. Bases 583 to 1452 code for a protein of 289 amino acids.